Molecule: messenger RNA, 6359 nt
Organism: Lepus europaeus (European hare)
Lineage: Eukaryota; Metazoa; Chordata; Mammalia; Lagomorpha; Leporidae
Gene: AP4E1
Product: adaptor related protein complex 4 subunit epsilon 1
Exons: 21
Coding region: 34-3444 (1136 amino acids)
Biological process (GO): intracellular protein transport; receptor-mediated endocytosis
Cellular component (GO): membrane coat; AP-4 adaptor complex
Molecular function (GO): cargo adaptor activity
Source: RefSeq, a predicted model, not a curated record
GCGGCGACGCGAACGCUGGCGGCGGCGGCGGCGAUGAGCGACAUUGUGGAGAAGACGCUGACGGCGCUGCCGGGUCUCUUUCUGCAGAACCAGGCGGGUGGCGGGCCCGCGGCUGCCAAGGCGCCCUUCUCCUCGCGGCUGGGCGGCCUGGUCCGCAGCAUCACUGCCCUCACUUCCAAACACGAAGAAGAGAAAUUAAUCCAGCAGGAAUUAAGUAGUUUGAAAGCAACUGUUUCUGCUCCUACUACAACACUGAAAAUGAUGAAGGAAUGUAUGGUGAGACUUAUAUAUUGUGAAAUGCUUGGAUAUGAUGCUUCCUUUGGCUAUAUACACGCAAUCAAGUUGGCCCAACAAGGAAACUUACUAGAAAAAAGAGUAGGUUACUUGGCUGUUUCUUUAUUUCUGCAUGAAAGUCAUGAACUGUUGCUGCUUCUUGUGAAUACAGUUGUAAAGGACUUGCAGAGCACUAACCUGAUAGAAGUAUGUAUGGCGCUUACUAUUGUCAGCCAGAUUUUCCCUCGAGAAAUGAUUCCAGCUGUUCUUCCAUUAAUCGAAGAUAAACUCCAACAUUCAAAGGAGAUUAUACGAAGAAAAGCUGUCCUGGCAUUAUACAAAUUCCAUCUCAUCGCUCCUAAUCAAGUACAACAUAUCCAUGUUAAAUUUCGGAAAGCACUUUGUGACAGAGAUGUUGGGGUCAUGGCUGCAUCCUUGCACAUAUACUUUAGGAUGAUUAAGGAGAAUUCAUCUGGAUAUAAAGACUUAACUGGGAGUUUUGUAACAAUUUUGAAGCAAGUAGUGGGAGGAAAGCUCCCAGUAGAUUUCAAUUACCACAGUGUGCCAGCACCAUGGCUGCAAAUUCAGCUGCUGAGAAUUCUAGGACUUCUAGGAAAAGACGAUCAAAGGACAAGUGAAUUAAUGUAUGAUGUUCUUGAUGAAUCCUUACGAAGAGCGGAGUUAAAUCACAAUGUCACAUAUGCUAUUCUGUUUGAAUGUGUACAUACAAUCUAUUCUAUUUAUCCUAAGUCGGAAUUACUUGAGAAGGCUGCCAAGUGCAUUGGAAAAUUUGUUCUGUCACCUAAAAUAAAUCUCAAAUAUUUAGGACUGAAGGCUCUUACCUAUGUUAUCCAACAGGAUCCUACUCUGGCUCUUCAACACCAGAUGACAAUAAUUGAAUGUUUAGACCAUCCUGACCCCAUUAUUAAAAGAGAGACGCUGGAACUUCUUUACAGAAUUACAAAUGCACAGAAUGUAACAGUUAUUGUUCAGAAAAUGCUUGAAUAUUUACACCAGAGUAAAGAAGAAUAUAUCAUUGUCAAUUUGGUUGGCAAAAUAGCUGAGUUGGCUGAGAAAUAUGCCCCUGAUAAUGCAUGGUUUAUUCAGACGAUGAAUGCUGUGUUUUCUGUGGGAGGAGAUGUAAUACAUCCUGAUAUUCCCAAUAACUUUCUGAGACUGUUAGCAGAAGGUUUUGAUGAUGAAACAGAAGAUCAACAAUUGAGACUCUAUGCAGUUCAGUCUUAUCUCACCUUGCUAGAUGUAGAAAACGUGUUCUAUCCACAGAGAUUUCUUCAAGUUAUGAGUUGGGUGUUAGGGGAAUAUUCCUACCUCUUAGAUAAGGAAAUGACAGAAGAAGUUAUAACCAAACUCUACAAAUUACUUAUGAAUGACUCCAUUUCUUCAGAAACAAAAGCCUGGUUAAUUGCUGCUGUAACUAAAUUGACUCCCCAAGCACAUUCUUCUACUAUAGUUGAGAAAUUAAUACAAGAAUUUACCGUAUCUUUGGAUACCUGUAUGAGACAGCAUGCAUUUGAAUUAAAACAUUUGCAUGAGAACAUGGAACUCAUGAAGAGUCUGCUUCCAGUUGAUAAGAGUUGUGAAGAUAUGAUGGUGGAUGCUUCUUUAUCUUUUCUGGAUGGUUUUGUGGCUGAAGGACUCAGUCAAGGAGCAGCACCUUACAAACCUCAUCACCAACGCCAGGAGGAAAAGCUUUCUCAAGAGAAAGGUCUCAAUUUUGAACCAUAUGGACUGUCAUUUUCAUCAUCUGGCUUCACUGGACGGCAGUCUCCUGCUGGCAUUUCACUUGGUUCAGAUGUGUCUGGGAAUAGUGCUGACACAGGGCUGAAAGAAACAAGCAGUUUGAAGCUGGAAGGUGUAAAGAAAUUGUGGGGAAAAGAGGGCUACCUGCCCAAGAAGGAGAAUAAAAUUGGUGAAGAAACUGAAGCUCCUAUUCCUCAGGAGACCACAAUAAUGGAGAGUGUGGAUCAAGCUGUAACAAAAAAGGAUCAAUCUCAAGUCCUUACCCAGUCUAAAGAGGAGAAAGAAAAGCAGCUGUUGGCAUCGUCAUUGUUUGUUGGACUAGGAUCGGAAAGUACAGUCAACUUGUUGGGAAAAGCAGAUACUGUCUCUCACAAGUUCAGAAGGAAAUCAAAAGUCAAGGAAUCCAAAAGUGAAGAAACAGCCAGUGCUUACAAUGUGACUUGUUCCUCCUUUGGUUCUUUGCCAAAUGUGGCAUAUGAAGAAGAUUAUUUGAAUACUUUGCAGGAUAGAGGAGACAAAGAAUUGAAGAAGUUUUCUCUCAGCUCAGAACUUUUGGAUCCUGAGUCGUUGACAGAACUGCCCUUGGUUGAGAAACUCUCGAAUUGCAACCUGUCUACACCGUCUUUGUUUGCUGAUAACAACAUGGAAAUUUUUCACCCUUCUCAAUGUACUACCGUCUUAUUUGCCAAGGAAAUCUCUUUAGCAUCAUCUUUGUUGGAUGAAACUGCUGAAUCCUUAAAUUCAGAUCGUAUGGAGAUCUGUGAUAAUGAAACCAUAUCAGUGUCUUCUCACAAAAUUUGCAAAGAUGACUGUUUAUUGGUGGUCUGGUUAGUCACUAAUAAGAGUAGUGCAGAAUUGAAAAGUGCUAAUUUAGAAAUUUUUCCUACAGAAAAUUUCAAGAUCACUGAGCAACCUGAAUGCUGUUUGCCUAUCACGGAAGCAGAAAAUACCAAAAUCUUUCAAUACAGUGUGCAGAUGGAGAAACCUUUUAUGCAAGGGAACCUUUGUGGUUUUGUAAAUUAUCAAAUGGUGGACACUAUUUCUGCUCAGUUGGAAUUUUCUAUGAACUUAUCACUAUUAGAUUUCAUUAGACCAUUAAAAAUCUCAACUGAAGACUUUGGCAAACUCUGGUUAUCCUUUGCAAAUGAUGUGAAGCAAAAUGUGAAAAUGUCAGACUCUCAAGCUGCUCUGCCUUCUACCCUAGAAACCCUGGAACAGAAACUAAGACUUCAUGUUGUUGACAUUAUAGGCAAUGAAGGGCUAUUGGCCUGUCAGCUGCUCCCAUCCACCCCCUGCCUCGUGCAUUGCCGAGUGUAUGCUGAUAUAUUAGCCCUGUGGUUCAGAUCUUCCUGCUCUACUCUUCCGGACUACUUACUCUAUCAGUGUCAGAAGGUGAUAGAGGGAUCCUAGCAGAAGCUCUGCUUAAUUUUACUUUAUCAAGAUAAAUGGUUUACAUAGAUAAACUUAUUUACCAAAGUAAAAAUAACUCAUGGUACUUCUAAUGAAAGUGGGGAUUAUUGCAAGUUAUGGUUUGUGGUUUUCUUUUUGAUUCUUGGUCAAGAAAGAUCCCCAAGAAACUGUAUCCCUAACCUUUUACUCAGGAUUGUACAGUAUGUUUAGGUCCCAAAAAAGUGACCUAAGCUUCUGUUAUAAACUGCUAAUGAUUUAUGUAUCAUUUAGUGUAGAGGGACUAAAAAUAUUUAUUUUGUUAUAAAUAAUUUUAUAGCAAGUUUGCUCUAGCACUAGCUAAUUUGUAGUAAAGCCAAGUUUCAGUUCUCAGCAUUAAAAGAGGGGAAACAUGAAAUUGAUACUUGUAAACCUAAUUUGUAUUUGACUUUGGGAAUACAGCGUGAUUUUUGUAGGCAGGUCAGUAGUUCCAGUUGUUUCCCUUAGAUCAAUGUUGAAUUGAGUUAUCAUAGUAAAUGCUGACAGUUGUAGGAGAUCUGUGAGCAUGCUGGAUAUUGGGAAGAUCUAAUCUGUGAUGUAUUUCUUCUUAGAGGUAAUUUGUUAUAUAUAAUUCCAGAAAAUUUGGCUAUAAAAUUGGUCUGUUUUCCACUUGCUUUAUUUUUAAAUUUAAAGUAUACUUAUUUUAAAAAUUCUGAAAAAUUUAUAAAACAUUAUUGUAUAGAGACAAACCCAUAAGAGCACACUAAAUGAAAGCAAACAGAUAAAGAACUUUUUAGUUAUGACAAACAAAUAUCUUAACUCCAUUACAAUAUAGGUCCUUUUGGCAAAUUAAAAUUUGUGACUAGAAUCUGAAUGGUAAAACAAUCUUUCCUGGCUUUUGAAUCCUCACUUAACAGAUACAGCUGAAACAGUGAGUAGGUAUACUGAUUGCACAGGUUCUUGAGCAAAAUAAAAUCAUUUUCUUGUAUGGUUCUACCUAUAUGGCCUCUGCCAGAACUGUUCUCAGUAAAAGAAGAGGAUGUGCCUGAUAUGAAUGAUGGACCAAAAUCUUGAGAUUGUAGAUUAACUGAAAUAGUGUUUUAUAAAACCUUAUGGUGCUGUGGAAAAUAUUUGUUAUUUCACUUUUUCUGAUGCUUCACCAUGGAGAUUAUUCAGGUAAUACAAUUUUAAGUCAUUGCAGUUAGUACUCUGGCUAGUUAGUACUGUUUAUCACCCAGGUUAGGAAUUCUGGCUUGAUGUUGUCACAUCAAUCAUAGAUGAUGAAUAUGCUAAGGGGAUUCCCCAGAGCUGAUAGAUGUCAUUUCAUUAAUAUUUUGUGUCUAGAGUAUUCAUCUCUAAAAACAAAAGCAGUAUUUUUUCUUGGUUAAUUUUUAAGUUAUUCAUUUUUUAAAAAGUAACAUCUUGUUAGUUGCAUUCUUUUAAGAACAUACAGUGAAACUUUGCUGCCAGAGCAAUAAAUGAUGGGAAUUACCUGCAUGAUAGGUUCCUCCUUUUGGACAGAAAUUCAGACUUACCCUCAAACUCCCACAGUGGUGAAGGGACUGUGCUGACUUGGGGGACAUGGUGGACACUGGUAUCUAGCCUCAUCAGCUUCCUCUCUAUUCCUACCUCUGUCAGCAGCACACCCCGCCCCUCACCUGAUUGUUGUUACUCUGACAAAAAGAAAGGAAUUACCCUUUCACUUUGCACAGGAAUGCAGCGUUUGGCAAAGGAGGUGCUCUAGUUUUUUUGUGGCCUUAUUUCCAUGUGUUUGCCUGGUCACUCAGGCUAGUUUGAGUGUGGCGUGAUGGGGGUAGAUGCCUCGCAAGCACAUGGACAGAGAUUACAGUGAGCUUUCUGCUGCUUUGUUGUCAGGGUGUAUUCACCAGUGGCAGCAGCAGUUGUCAUGAGAGACACACUUGGCCUACGGAGAUGGAGAUAUAUAAUGGUGGGAAAUGUGUAUUGUUAGGUUAAGGCUGGGAGCAUGAUUUUGGGUCUGCCAAAGGGAACAUGGUGUCACUUUUGUUCUUUAUGAACCUGCUAAAUAAAAAUUUACACAACAAGAUUUCUACUGAACUGUUUAGUAGAAUGUUUACAAUUUUUAUAUUUUUAUGAUUUUAAAAGUAAUAGAUAAGCAUAGCUUUUAAAGAACUUCAGAGCAGUAUAUAUUCUGCCUAAAUUCGUUGAAUGUUUUAAGUUCUAAAUCAGGCAUCACCACCUUUUUUUUUUUUUUUUCUUUUGCAUCGUGGGAGAUGUGGCUAUAAACUGGAGACUGUUGUGGUUAGACUCAUUCUCUUCACCUUGAGUCAUAAUUUAGUAGUGAAGGGGCGACUUCUGGGAAAUGGGAUCUGUGAAAAGGGUGCUCAACUGUGAGUUUUGUGCCAGGCAUCUUUGCUGAGAAUUGAGUUGGCAACAACUGUCAACGUAGGGGAAUAUAAGGGCAGACAGGAGAGCCUUCCUGGGGAGGCAGGCAGGUCCGAGGUGAGAGCUGGCAAGUCAGCCGUGAGUUAGGGUCCUGCCGGAGGAAAUCCGGUAGCAGCUGAGCAGUUUGAGUGCUCAUGUGCCAAGCGUACCAAGCACAGCAUACGCUCUGCAGAGGAGCAUUAUUUUAAACAAUAAUCUGCUAUUGUCCACCGAAAGUUUAUUUGUGGUAAAAGUGCAGUUUUUUUCUUUAUUUCAUGUCACUAAUAUUUUAAACUAUUGAGCUAUUUGUCUUAUAUUUUUAUGGAUAUAUGUGGUCUUUGUCUCAUGAUGGUGAGCCACUGAAAGUGCACUGAAACUGUUCAUGUGUCUUUAAUAUAUUUUGCGGUGUUGAAGUUCUAGGAGAAAAAUGAAGUGAAUAACAAUUGAAUAGGCAUUUAUUACCUACUUUGGGGGUUGAAUUCUGUAACUUGAAAAAGUUCAGUUGAAUGUGUAAUAAAUUCAAAGUGAUCUAUACU